AUGACUACCAGACAAACCACCGCUGCAGCUACGACCACUGUGCCAUCCGAAGACAUCCCGAGUCGAAUGGCCCACCUCGAAGCACAGAUACAGGAGGUCCAGGAUCUACUAGUUACCCUGACGGCAGCCCAGACCAGAAUCCCGUCCACACCGCCGGUGGACACCCCCAUACCCACAGUCGAAGCUGCAGAGCAACGAAGACCUCGCACACGAAACACCCCUGAGACAGUUCAAUUGCCGCCUCUUCAAGACUUUCGUUCUCCAUCGAUCCCAAGCACAUCACGAAUGCACACCGAGGACCCACCGGCUCGCUAUAAGAAAUCUACCAUCUCAGAGAGAAUCACUCCACUCAGCGAUAGGAUAGAACAUACCUUCCUACAAUGGAGCGCUUCGAUUCGGGACCUACUCGUAGCGUCGGCGUCGAAGCCGACUCGAUCCACACCUGCUCUGUUCACCCGAACCACGUUCCUCCCCAAGCCAACGAUGCUGGAGCGCGUGAAGACCGCAGUCCCAGCAUCCUCAGGAAACUGUUUCAAGUGUGGCAAGCCUGGCCAUUUCCAGGACAAAUGCCCCCUUAAUGCUAAUAUCAAGGAAAUCGACCGUAACGACCCUGAGGCAGAAGAACAAUGGGAAGAAGCCGUGGAACUUCAAUCGGAUACGUCCCUCGAGGAAAACGACGAGGCCUAG
Messenger RNA from Pseudogymnoascus destructans, 687 nucleotides. RefSeq lists its product as uncharacterized. The record is from RefSeq and is a predicted model, not a curated record. The transcript has 2 exons. Gene Ontology annotation, molecular function: zinc ion binding; nucleic acid binding. Lineage: Eukaryota; Fungi; Ascomycota; Leotiomycetes; Thelebolales; Thelebolaceae. Bases 1 to 687 code for a protein of 228 amino acids.